Punica granatum (pomegranate) is the source of this 2307-nucleotide messenger RNA. Lineage: Eukaryota; Viridiplantae; Streptophyta; Magnoliopsida; Myrtales; Lythraceae. The record is from RefSeq and is a predicted model, not a curated record.
AGUGGGCAUCCGCCAUCUUCAUCACCCUCUUUGAGCUGAUUGAGCAUAGCCUCUCUCUCUCUCUCUCUCUCUCUCUCUCUCUCUCUGUGAAUGGUACAGAUUCUGGAGCUUCAUUCUUACGGCAUCAACGUCACUCCACCAGUCUUGCUUUUUCCCUUCUCCUGCUCCUUCCUCUUCCUCCUCAUCUCCUCCAAAAGAAAUCUACUUUAUUUCUGCUUCUUUUGCUGCAGUAUAUCAUUUCCUUCUUUAUCCAGCUAGCCACCACACUUCUUCCAUGGUUUCAGAGCUUCUACCCUCCUCCUCCGCUUCGUUGCAGAGAAUCUGAGGUGGGAUUCUUGAGCUCUUCCCAGCUCUGCAGCAUAAUCCCGAGAUUUCGAGCUGUUAAAGUUAUCAUCUUUCCCAAGAAAUCUGUCUUGUUGGGUUCUUGAAAGCUCCUUCCUCUCUCUCUUCAAAUCAGCCCUCUUCCCUGCUUUCUUGCUCUGCCCUGGUUCUUCAGUGUUCAUAGCAGAGUUCCCGAUCCAUAAAAGUCACUCUUUGCUCGCUCCCGAGCUUCUGCUUCAGCUGCUAACUAAUGGGGAAGCUCUCGUUGUUUAUGGGGUUGGCCCUGUUUCUGUCGGCGGCGGGUUUCGCGAACGGGAUUGGUGCGAACUGGGGCACGCAGUCAACCCACAAUCUGGACCCGCAUAUAGUGGUGAGGAUGCUGAGGGACAACGGUAUCCAGAAGGUGAAGCUGUUCGACGCGGACUACGAUACGCUGGCGGCGCUCGGGAGGUCCGGGAUCGAGGUCAUGGUCGGGAUCCCGAACGACAUGCUCGCCACCCUCGCCACGAGCCUUAAGGCCGCCGAGAACUGGGUCUCCAAGAACGUCUCAACCCAUAUUUCCAACCGUAAUGUCAACAUAAGGUAUGUUGCAGUAGGGAAUGAACCAUUCCUUCAAACAUACAAUGGAAGCUUCCUUCAAACGACCUUCCCAGCUCUCCAAAAUGUCCAAGCUGCCCUUGUGAGGGCCGGCCUGAACAACCAGGUGAGGAUUACUUGCCCCCAAAAUGCUGAUGUCUAUGCGAGCUCGUCGGACAUGCCCUCGGGUGGUGAUUUCCGUGCAGACAUCCGACAAUACAUGAUUCAGAUUGUCAAGUUUCUCAACGACAAUGCGGCCCCAUUCACUGUGAACAUCUACCCCUUCAUUAGCCUCUAUACGGAUGCCAACUUCCCUGUUGAGUAUGCUUUCUUUGAUGGCAACUCCUCCCCCAUUACUGAUGGCUCAGCCACGUACUCCAAUAUGUUUGAUGCGAACUACGACACACUCGUCUGGACCCUGCAGAAGAACGGCUUCGGUAAUAUGCCCAUAAUUGUCGGAGAGAUUGGAUGGCCCACUGAUGGAGACAGGAAUGCGAACUUGGUCUAUGCCCAACGGUUCAACCAAGGUUUCAUGUCCCACAUUUCAGGUGGCAAGGGGACACCAAUGAGGCCUGGUCCCAUCGAUGCCUACCUCUUCAGUCUGAUUGAUGAGGAUGCAAAGAGCGUCCAACCGGGGAACUUCGAGCGGCACUGGGGGAUUUUCAUGUAUGAUGGAAGGCCCAAGUAUUCUCUCAACCUUGGGACCACGAACUCGGGGAUUAUCGCGGCCAAGGGAGUGCAGUACCUUGAUCAAAAGUGGUGUGUCAUGAAGUCAUCAGCAAAGCUUGACGAUGCACAGAUUGCGCCAAGCGUGAGCUAUGCCUGCGCUAGAGCGGACUGCACAGCCCUGGGUUAUGGGACAUCAUGUAGCGAACUGGAUGCAAAGGGGAACAUCUCAUAUGCGUUCAAUAGCUACUACCAGAUCAAUAAUCAGCUCGACAGUGCCUGCGGGUUCAAUGGACUGGCCACAGUCGUAAGAUCAGAUCCUUCAUCAGGGACUUGCAAGUUCAACAUCAUGACUCGGCCAUACUAUGGCGGUGCAUCGGAUUGGAGACUUGGGUAUCUUCAGGGGCCGUUUGGGUUAGCCCUUGCCCUCAUCCUGUUUAUGCUGACGAUUCAAUGAGGCCUGAAUAUUUUUUCUGGCUCCUGAAGCUAAUCGAUGAUGUACCAUUUUUUUUAUGACAAUUAUUUUGCUUCUAGGAAGGUAGAUUGGGGUCUCGCAGGUGAAUGGUAGUUUGUACCCUUCAGAUUUUGCAGCUGUAUGCUAUCGGAAUCUUGAUUGUUUCAGUGUCUGUUGCUCUCUGUCAGAGAUGGAGCUCUCUUUGUAUGGGAAAUCUGAGAUGGAGGCCAGCGUGAUGGAAUGAUGUAAAGAUUCGUAUUCGAUGUAAGGAAAACACUCUUUGAUCAAAA